CAAUUGCGGCUGCGCGGCCAGGUGAGGCAAGAUGGCUGCGGAGCUGGGCGUGCGGGUCUUCAGGCCCUGGCUGGGAGCUGGGCUGGGUUGGGUGGUUCGGGCCCUUCUGUUGCUGCUGUGGUUUGCGGCCCGCGGAGGCGCGCUCUACUUUCACAUCGGGGAGACAGAGAAGAAGUGCUUUAUUGAGGAGAUUCCGGACGAGACCAUGGUUAUAGGAAACUACCGGACGCAGCUGUAUGACAAGCAGCGGGAGGAGUACCAGCCAGCCACCCCCGGACUGGGCAUGUUCGUGGAGGUGAAGGACCCAGAAGACAAGGUCAUUCUGGCCCGGCAGUAUGGCUCUGAAGGCAGGUUCACGUUCACGUCCCAUACUCCUGGCGAGCAUCAGAUCUGUCUUCACUCCAAUUCCACCAAGUUCUCCCUUUUUGCUGGAGGCAUGUUGAGAGUCCAUCUGGACAUUCAGGUGGGUGAACACGCCAAUGACUAUGCAGAAAUUGCUGCCAAAGACAAGUUGAGUGAGUUGCAACUACGAGUACGACAGCUGGUGGAGCAAGUGGAGCAGAUCCAGAAAGAACAGAACUAUCAGCGGUGGCGAGAGGAGCGCUUCCGGCAGACCAGCGAGAGCACCAACCAACGGGUGCUGUGGUGGUCCAUUCUGCAGACCCUCAUCCUCGUAGCCAUCGGAGUCUGGCAGAUGCGACACCUCAAGAGCUUCUUUGAAGCCAAGAAGCUGGUGUAGCCAUCCUUCCUCCCAGGCUGGGGGAGAAGAGGCCUCCUGGAACUGAUUUCUCUCUGGCAGGAGGACUGAUUCCCAGCCAUGGAUGUUCUGGAGGGAAGAGAGGUCACACGCACCCCAGGCACAAGCUAAGGGGAGCAGCUCAGCUGGCUAAUACUGAGCAGGUGGUGGGGCAAAUGCCUGCCCUCUCUCCUGAGCUCUGGGCCUUUGCAGUAAUCUCCUAGGGGCUAUUGAAGCCACUGGGAGCCCCACUGGCACCUCAGAAUCACAAUGUUACUGAUCAGGGAUGUGAGGCUGUUAUCUGGGGUGGCUGCGGGGAGGGGAGUGGGUGGGCAAGUCAGUUUACUUUUUGUCUUCCUUGCUAACUUGGGGUUUUAGGCAGGUUGGGAUAUAGCUGCGAUUCUCUGCCACCCUGAGAACCUCCUUGGGCCUAAAUCCAGCCUGCUGAUCCAGGGUGUGUGUGUAAAUUGAGGGUGGGAUAUAGAGGGGGUUGCAAAGUGGGAAAAUGGUCCUGAGAUUGACUCCAGGUUUUUCACUUGGGUGUCCUUUUUGGGGCUUGAGGAACUGGGAUCAGGGCAAGCAGAGGUCUUGGUGCUGGCUGGGGAUGGGGCCUGCAGAGUCUUAGUUACUGAUUUCAUUUUCAAUAAGUCUAGGUUUGUUACAUUGGUUUCCCAAUAAAAAAUUUAAAAAAGA
Messenger RNA from Myotis daubentonii (Daubenton's bat), 1429 nucleotides. It is a transcript of the gene TMED9, whose product is annotated as transmembrane p24 trafficking protein 9. NCBI's taxonomy places the organism in Eukaryota, Metazoa, Chordata, Mammalia, Chiroptera, Vespertilionidae. The record is from RefSeq and is a predicted model, not a curated record.